UAAUUGGAUUUAUGUGGGUGCUGUAUCUUGCUGGUUCACAUGAUUAGAUAGUGUUUCACAUGAUCUCCUAGAAGGGAAUAUAUAAUACGCUAUUGCAAAUCUGCAACUUGGAUUUUAAAUUUGGAAAAUAAUUGCUUUGGGGGGCCAUUCGGCUUAUUGUUAUACAAAAUAUAUAUAAUUUAAUGGGUUUUCAAAAUAUAAUCUUCCUAUGCAACCAAGACAAUGACUUUGAACAAAAACUCUGUGUAUACUUUUUUCUGUUUCUUGCAUUUUCUCAGCCACCAAACAGAUGGUUAGAACAAAUGAUGGAUAUUGUGUAAUUCUGGUUUUUCGUGUUUGGUUUACCAGAGUGAAAAAGGACCCAUUUACAAUGGCUUGGGUUUCGGUACCAGUCGUGGGUUUGUUUUUGGUUUGGUGGUGGAUGGGUUUGGCUACGGUCAAGGCUGAUUACAUCAUGUACAAAGAUCCAACCCAACCAGCGGCUGCUCGAGUUGGGGACCUUCUUAGCAGGAUGACUCUUGAAGAGAAGAUUGGUCAGAUGGUGCAGAUUGAUAGGAGUGUUGCCUCUAUUGAUACUAUGAAAACUUACUUCAUAGGUAGUGUAUUGAGCGGUGGUGGCAGUACACCACUUCCAGAAGCUAGUGCUGAAGACUGGGUUAACAUGAUUAAUGGAUUUCAGAAGGGAGCUCUAUCUAGUCGUUUGGGCAUUCCUAUGAUCUAUGGCAUUGAUGCUGUUCAUGGACACAAUAAUGUCUACAAUGCUACAAUAUUUCCGCAUAAUGUUGGGCUUGGAGCUACCAGGGACCCUGAACUGGUACGAAGAAUUGGUUCUGCAACUGCUCUUGAAGCCCGAGCUACGGGGAUUCCUUAUGUAUUUGCUCCUUGCAUUGCGGUAUGCAGAGAUCCAAGAUGGGGCCGGUGUUACGAAAGUUACAGCGAAGAUCACACAAUUGUGCAAGAAAUGACGGAGAUUAUUCCAGGUUUACAGGGAGAUAUCCCUGCAAAUUCUCAGAAAGGAGUGCCAUAUGUUGGGGGAAAUAAAAAGGUUGCAGCUUGUGCAAAGCACUUCGUUGGUCAUGGUGGCACAAGCAAGGGCAUUAAUGAGUACAACACUGUGGUUGACCAACAGGAAUUGCUUAGCAUCCACAUGCCAGCCUAUUCUGACUCCAUCAUCAAGGGUGUCUCAACCGUGAUGAUUUCCUACUCCAGUUGGAAUGGGAAAAAGAUGCAUGCAAACCGUGAUCUAAUUACGGACUACCUCAAGGGCACCCUUCAAUUUAAGGGUUUUGUUAUAUCAGACUGGGAGGGUAUUGACAGGAUUACCUCACCGCCACAUUCAAACUACACAUACUCUGUCCAAGAUUCAGUUCUAGCUGGAAUUGACAUGGUCAUGGUCCCUAUCAACUAUAAAGAAUUCAUUAAUGAUCUCAUUAACCUGGUCAAGAAUAACGUUGUCCCAAUGGAUCGUAUUGAUGAUGCUGCGGGAAGGAUUCUGCUUGUCAAGUUCACCAUGGGUCUUUUUGAGAACCCGUUGGCUGAUUUCAGCCUAGUCAAUGAGCUUGGAAGCCAGGAUCAUAGAGAUUUGGCAAGGGAGGCUGUCAGAAAAUCCGUCGUGCUUUUGAAGAAUGGGAAAAACGGGAACAUUACAGAUCCAGUCAUACCUCUUCCCAAGAAGGUGUCUAAAAUUCUAGUUGCCGGCAGUCAUGCUGAUAAUCUGGGCUACCAAUGUGGUGGAUGGACAAUUGCAUGGCAAGGAUUCAGUGGCAACAAAUAUACAUCCGGGACUACGAUCCUUGGUGCUAUAAAAUCAGCAGUCGACUCAAGCACAGAAGUUAUCUACAGUGAGAAUCCUGAUGGUAAUUUUGUGAAGUCCAACAACUUUUCAUAUGCCAUUGUUGUGGUUGGCGAGCAUCCUUAUGCUGAGACUGCGGGAGACAGCCCAAACCUAAUGAUGGCGGAACCUGGCCCAAGUGUCAUCAGCAAUGUGUGUGAAAGUGUCAAGUGCAUUGUUGUCUUAAUAACUGGCAGACCUAUUGUAAUUGAACCAUAUAUUUCCUCGAUUGAUGCUCUGGUGGCAGCAUGGUUGCCAGGCUCUGAAGGCCAAGGCAUUACUGAUGUCCUUUUUGGGGAUCGUGGAUUCAGUGGAAAGCUUCCAAGAACAUGGUUCAGAACUGUCGAUCAACUCCCAAUGAAUGUUGGUGAUUCACACUAUGAUCCACUUUUCCCGUUUGGGUUUGGACUGGAAACUGAGUCAGUAAAGGAGCUUGUAACAAGGUCGACCUCAGCUGGUGUUGUUGCAAGGCCAUGCAUACUUAUCGUCCUGGUUGCUCUGAUUCUUAGCUUUAUAGUUUAGAGGAAGCUUUUACUAAUGGUAGAUUCGUACAGCAACUGGAUUUGUUGACUGACACAGUUUAUGGCAGAAGGAAGGGAAAAGCUUUGAGUUGAUUAGAUUAUGACUGCCACACAUUCUGGUUAACAAACAAAUUAUAAGCAUUCAUUGUCGAGCCAUUUUAACGAUUACAAUUUACAUGCAGCAAAUUUGGAUAAUAAAUUAAGUUGAUUUUUGUUUUGAAAUUCUUGAGUGAAAAAAAAAAAUUGUUAGGAGGGUCAUCAUCAAUGGGCCCUUCUAUUGGUCUA
This is a messenger RNA of Malus domestica (apple), 2637 nucleotides long. The record is from RefSeq and is a predicted model, not a curated record. Lineage: Eukaryota; Viridiplantae; Streptophyta; Magnoliopsida; Rosales; Rosaceae.